ACCAAAAUAUGUCCUUAUGGAGAAUGUGGUUGACAUUCUCAAGUUUGCUAAUGGUUUUUGGGAAGAUAUGCAAUGAGCAGGCGGGUUGCCAUGAACUAUAGGCAAGGUGUGGUAUGAUGGUUGUUGGAUGCUAUGGCUUGCCUCAAUUUCGAAUGCGAGCAUUCCUUUGGGGUGCUCGCCCAACUGAGGUUAUACUUUUUUCCAUGUGCAAUAUCAUAAGUUUCUUGAGUCUUCUGUUUAGUUUGUUCUAACAUACUUUGUUCCAGAUUUUGCCUCAAUUCCAUUACCUACUCAUGAUGUGGUGGUUCGUGGAGGUACACCUAAUGAGUUUGAGCAAAACAUUGUUGCAUAUAAUGAAGAUCAACACCCUCAACUCGAGAAGAAACUACUAUUGGAGAAUGCCAUAUCUGACCUCCCUGUGAUUGGUAAUUAUGAAGAUAGGGAUGAAAUGCCCUAUGGUAGACCACCAAUCACAGAGUUCCAGAAGUUCAUUCGUCUUUCAAGGAUUGAAGCUUUAGCUUCUGGGUCUAUUGUGGAGAGGCCUAUUGCAAAAUAUCCACCUUUUGAUCCCAGGCCAUUUCAAUUAAAUGAGGAUGAUUAUCAGCAAGUUUGUGCAAUACCAAAGAAAAAGGGUGCAAACUUCAGGGAUUUGCCAGGAGUUAGAGUUGGUAAUGAUAAUAUAGUUGAGGGGGAUCCAGAAGUCGAGAGAGUUUACUUGCCAUCGGGGAAACCACUGGUUCCUGAUUAUGCAAUGUCCUUUAUCAAAGGAAAAUCCCUGAACCUUUUGGACGGCUGUGGUGGGAUGAAACAGUUCCCACUGUUGUAACAAGAGCUGAGCUCACAACCAGGUAAUUUUGCACCCGGGGCAAGAUAGAGUACUCUCAAUUCGUGAGAAUGCCAGGCUACAAGGCUUCCCAGCUUACUAUCAACUCCGAGGGUCUAUAAAAGAAAGAUACAUUCAAGUGGGC
Molecule: messenger RNA, 968 nt
Organism: Zingiber officinale
Lineage: Eukaryota; Viridiplantae; Streptophyta; Magnoliopsida; Zingiberales; Zingiberaceae
Product: DNA (cytosine-5)-methyltransferase 3-like
Exons: 9
Coding region: 449-826 (125 amino acids)
Cellular component (GO): nucleus
Source: RefSeq, a predicted model, not a curated record